Papaver somniferum (opium poppy) is the source of this 1204-nucleotide messenger RNA. RefSeq names its product peroxisomal membrane protein 11D-like. Gene Ontology annotation, cellular component: peroxisomal membrane. The record is from RefSeq and is a predicted model, not a curated record. Lineage: Eukaryota; Viridiplantae; Streptophyta; Magnoliopsida; Ranunculales; Papaveraceae. The coding region runs from base 286 to 993 and encodes 235 amino acids. The transcript is spliced from 8 exons. Gene Ontology annotation, biological process: peroxisome fission; regulation of peroxisome size.
GGCUAGCAGCUUUGAGUGAUUUUUUGUUGGUAUUUUAAGGUGACCGCAAGUCGGCUAACCAACCCUAUCAGAUUAUGAGAGAGAAUGGAAGGUGUGACGUUCAAGGAGGAGUAAAUUUGGUGGCACAACUCUCAAUGAAACUUACAAGCUAAAAGAGAAAGAUAGUAACACCCACCACCACUUUCUGUUCUUCAGAACUUGUGCUCAUCAUAUCCUAAUAAUUAAACUCCUUUCUUCUUCAAUCUUUCACUUUCGAGUUCCUUACAGGUGUAUUCGGGGUAGGAAAUGACUACACUAGAUGCAACCAGAGCGGAACUUGCUCUCUUGGUCUUAUACUUGAACAAAGCUGAAGCCAGGGACAAGAUAUGCAGGGCUAUACAGUACGGCUCCAAAUUCUUGAGCAAUGGAGAGCCUGGUACUGCAGCAAAUGUUGACAAAUCUACUAGCUUGGCUAGAAAAGUUUUUCGGCUUUUCAAGUUUGUCAAUGAUUUGCAUGCUCUUAUUAGUCCACUUCCUCAAGGAACUCCUCUUCCCAUUGUUGUACUCGGAAAGUCCAAAAAUGCGUUGAUAUCUACUUUCUUGUUCCUGGAUCAAAUUGUUUGGCUUGGAAGAACAGGCAUCUAUAAGAACAAAGAGCGUGCAGAUUUACUGGGCCGAAUCUCCCUCUUCUGUUGGAUGGGUUCUUCAGUUUGCGGCACCUUGGUUGAGCUUGCUGAGCUUGGAAGGUUGUCAUCAUUGAUGAAGAAAAUAGAGAAGGAUCUUAAGAACAGUGAGAAGUACCAAAAUGAGGAAUACAAGGCCAAGCUCAAACAAUCAAAUGCACGGACACUGGCUCUUGUGAAAUCAGCUAUUGACGUAUUUGUUGCCAUUGGGCUGCUUCAAUUAGCACCUAAGAAAGUAACUCCUCGUGUGACAGGAGCCCUUGGAUUUACCACCUCGCUCAUUUCUUGCUAUCAGUUGCUUCCUUCACCAGUGAAGUCGAAGACAACAUGAAGAUGGGAGAGUUGAAAUCCGCUCAAAAAGUUUCAUGGCAUCUAAUAAUAUUCUUCAGAUUAUUGGUAGGAUUUAUAUACCUAGAAUGUAAUGCUCUUCGCCUUUCUUACCAAAAUACUCAAGUGAUUGUUGUUGUUUCAUCUACUCAACGACGUCUGUUAUUCAUUCUGCUACUGUUAUAAUAAUACCAUAUCGCGCUCCGAAUUAUCUA